CGCACUUCCGGACAUGCGUUUUCGCACGUUAGCGGCACCAACAUGGCGAUGACAAUAAGCCAAAAUGCUGUUCAGGUGCAACAGAAAGAAGGAGAGGAGGAUGAUCAAUCGAUAUCUAGAUCUGACAGUGGUGAGGAUUCUCUCGAUGGCCUUAUGAGACACAGAUGUCCCUUGACCCCUUCGCUGUCUCCACGGAAACGGACCACCAGCCAAAGCAAAACAGAGCCUCCACUUCUGAGGACGAAUAAGAGGACAAUCUACACUGCAGGGCGUCCACCCUGGUACAAUGUUACUGGGACCACCUUUAAAGAAGCCUUUGUCAUAGGUAUCUGUCUGUCUGUCUGUCUGUCAUCUACCACCGUGGCCAAUAAGAUCAUAGAGGCUCUUGAUGUUCCUUGGGUUGUUCUGCUCUCUAUGGACUCUUUCUACAAGGUUUUGAGUAAAGAGGAGCAGGAGUUGGCAGCUAGAAACGAGUACAACUUUGAUCAUCCUGAUGCCUUCGAUUUUGAACUGCUAGUAACUGUGUUGAGAAAACUGAAAAAGGGCAAAAGCAUCAAAGUGCCAGUGUACGACUUUACCAGUCACAGUCAUCGCAAGGAGUGGAAAACCGUCUAUGGGGCCAACGUUGUGAUAUUUGAGGGAAUCUUGGCUUUUGCCAACAAGGAGCUUUUAAAGCUCCUAGACAUGAAGGUAUUUGUAGACACAGACUCUGACAUCCGGCUAGUCAGGCGACUAAAAAGGGACAUCACGAAUAGAGGGCGUGACAUUGCAGGCGUCAUUAAACAGUACAACAAAUUUGUCAAGCCAGCGUUUGAGCAGUACAUCGAACCCACUGUGCAGGUUGCAGAUAUUGUGGUCCCAAGAGGUGGAGAAAACUCUGUAGCCUUGGAUCUGAUUGUUCAGCAUGUUCACAGUCAGCUGGAAAAGAGGAAACUCCGCUGGGAUAUAUCAGCCCUGGCAUCUGCCCAUCAGGGUCAACCUCUACCCAAGACCCUGAGUGUCAUGGAGAGCACCCCACAGGUCAGAGGAAUGCACACUAUUAUCAGGAAUAAAGAAACCAGUCGGGAUGAAUUUAUUUUCUAUUCAAAGAGAUUAAUGAGGCUUCUAAUAGAGGACGCCCUGUCCUUCCUGCCUCUGAAGCCGGUGUCUGUUGAAACUCCUCAAGGAACUGUAUAUGAAGGGAAGAGGCUGAGCGGGAAAAGGAUCACUGGUGUGUCCAUUUUACGGGCAGGAGAGACCAUGGAACAGGCCUUGAUGGCUGUUUGUAAGGACAUUCGACUCGGAAAGAUCCUCAUUCAGACCAAUCAUGACACAGGAGAGCCUGAGCUCCAUUACCUUCGUCUUCCCAAGGACAUCAGUGAGGAUUAUGUUAUCCUGAUGGACAGCACUGUGUCAACAGGAGCGGCAGCUCUCAUGGCUGUCAGAGUCUUACUUGAUCAUGAUGUCCAGGAGGAUAAGAUAUUCCUGCUCUCUCUCCUCAUGGCGGAGAUGGGCGUUCACUCAGUGGCCUACGCCUUUCCCAAAGUGCGCAUCAUCACCACUGCCGUGGACAAGAAGGUCAACGAUGAGUUUCACAUCAUUCCAGGGAUUGGUAAUUUUGGGGACCGUUACUUUGGGACUGAUGCUCCUUCAGACUGGUAUGAAAGUGAUGAGGGGAUGGACUACUGAAUUUCAUCAAGACUUGUAUGUGAGCAACUGUAUCUGCAUGCGUCAGCGUAGGGAACUUUUAAGCACUUAAUCUCAUAGGAUUGUGGACCCAUUGCCCUGCCCUAUAUAAGCAUAAGCCUUAGCCGCCUCUUGCUGUCGAUUCUUGCAAUACUGCGUCCUACACGUGAGCCCAUGCUCAAUACAGGUCAAAGCGUUAAUGGACCCCCAAACAUGAGAGAUUACUGCUCAUUAGCUUUCCUUGCAGUGCCCACAUGACAUCACAAUUUAAGAGUUUUUCAUUAAUACUUGAACUAAGAAAUGAUAAGAGUGGAAUAAUAAGGGCACACCACAGUUUCUUCAUGGGAGUGUUUGAAAUGGCAUACUACCAAACUACCUUGUACUGUUUUUCAGUAGUACGAGUAUACAGUAUAUACUGUGUAGAAUACAGUAUACUGUAUGUAAUUGAUUGCAAACACAGCUCAUACUCAAUGUUUGUUAGCUGGUUUCUUGUUGUCUUGUCUUGUCUUGACUUGACUUCUCUUUCGGUUGUAUAGCAUAUAUGGCAUACAUGUUCAUUUGAAGUGCUUGAUCAAAUUGACAUUUUAUACUAAGUGAACGAAACACAUGCUUGCUUCAAUUUAACCUGCCUUUAAUAUUGCAGCUUUACUAAAAAUCUGCAUAAAUGUUACUACCUUGAAUAGUAGCCCAAGCACAAAUAGAUAUCACUGUUUACUGCAAUGCUGCAAUUCUGCUUAUAAACAAUACAUCUGUUGUUUAAUCUACUUUUACUUUGUUGUUUUGACUUUUGAUUGGUGUCUUGAAGGCGAUACAGAUGUGAAGUGCCAAUGUGUGUGUGUGUGUGUGUGUGUGUGUGUGUGUGUGUGUGUGAAAAUGUGGGGAAUUCAUGAAAUAUUGAAAAGGGACUUUUGUUAAUAGAAAUUUCAAUUUUAAGUCCAAAGGAAUAAUUUUCCUCUCAUCAUUGGUUUUAGUAUUUAGCACUACAGUGCCACAGAGGGGAACAAAAUUAGGUUUAUAGUUUUCUAUUACAUACUUGAAUUUUAAAUUGUAGAUAAUGUAUAUUUAUUUUUCAUUGGUUUAUUUGUCAUGCCUGAUUGAUUAGAGUCAACGACAAAUUGAUUUGCAAUGACAGAAGUUGAGAAAAAAUUAUUGAAGAACAUUUUGGGAGUCUUCUAGCAGAAAUUAAACCAAACGAGAGCAAAACAUGUGCUUCUCCUGAACUUUCACUGUUAUGUCAUCUAAUGCUCUUUUUUUUCUUCAAUAAACCUGAUCAAACUAAUAGUGCCAAAAUGCAAAUACAGCAGCCCGAGAUGAACUUAAAUUUAUGUAAGCAAACAGUUUGAUCACAUUCUCACCUAAAGCAGAGUGUUGCACAUUAUUUCAAUGGCAUUUAAUUAAAAUUUUAUUUGUCUGUUUGGUCCCACUUGACAUUAUGUAGUAAUGAAAAUGAUGUCUUUGUCUUACUUUUCUUUGUAUGUUUGUUUUCUAAUUGGACCUGCCAUUUGUUUUGUUUUUAUUUAUUUUUUUGUACAGUGAUUUUAUGGCUUGGUUAUGUGUUAUUCUAAAUUAAAUCUCAGUAAUGGACUUCAGACUUAACUAUAUUGGCAGAAAUAUUAUAAGGGAAAAAAUAUUUUCUCUCUCCACAAAUGUGUACUGUAAUGAUUUUGUUGUAUAUGUAACAUUUCCCUGGGUUAUCUGUUUACGAGCUUUAAACUGACCUCCAGUGUUGUAAGCCAUUCCACUUCUGUUGGAACAUUUUUUUCUGUCUGAAUAAAUAGCGCAAUAAAAU
Molecule: messenger RNA, 3454 nt
Organism: Sinocyclocheilus anshuiensis
Lineage: Eukaryota; Metazoa; Chordata; Actinopteri; Cypriniformes; Cyprinidae
Product: uridine-cytidine kinase-like 1
Exons: 15
Coding region: 43-1668 (541 amino acids)
Molecular function (GO): kinase activity; ATP binding
Source: RefSeq, a predicted model, not a curated record